CAGGGUUUAUCAUAUGAUUAGCGUUCUGUUUGUUGUCUCUUUUGUUUACUUUUCUUCUUUUGGUUGUUUUCGCGUUUUGUGCUCGCGAUCCAUGAGCCUUCUGGCUCGGACGGAUCUUACGAGCUCGGUACGAAGCUUGUAACAUACAUACAUACAUACAUAUACCUCUGCUAACUGCAACUAUUGCAUUACCAAGCUGUCAUCAUUGCGAACUCACUGCUGUUACUGCCUUGUAAUCAACGCUAGCUUCGCUAAACGGGAUUGAUUCAGCCGCAUAGCCUAGGCCGUCUGCAACACGCUUGAAGCACUCCCCGAUGAGUUCCUUUCGAAGAGCCGGUACUGCUGACACCGGCACCCGCCCGGGGCUUCAUGGCCAGACGCUCGUCUCCAUGGGGCUGGUGGAUCUCGACCGGCUGCUAUCUGGCGGCUUGCCGCUGGGCUCCGUGUUGCUGGUGCUGGAGGAUGCCAGCUCGGGUCAACACCUCAACAUCAUCCGCUACUUUAUCUCGGAAGGCCUCGCUUGUCGUCAGCGAGUGAUGUGGCUGACCACCUCCCCACCCGCGGGGGGUGCGGCCGCCUUCCUUCCCGCGGAUGCAGCCCCCUCGUCUCAGUCCAAGGCAGGCGGGCAGGGGCAGUCCGACCAGCCCCAGCAGCAGCAGCCCGAGCUGCGAAUCGCCUGGCAGUACAAAAAGUACAUCCGAGAGGACGAGGAGGAAGCGGGGGGAGGGCUGUACGGCAGC
Astrephomene gubernaculifera is the source of this 740-nucleotide messenger RNA. NCBI's taxonomy places the organism in Eukaryota, Viridiplantae, Chlorophyta, Chlorophyceae, Chlamydomonadales, Astrephomenaceae. The record is from the annotation of a GenBank genome assembly.